GUGUUGGCGCACUCUCCCAAUCUUUGUGGCAGCGGGUUUCUCAGCUUUCAUGGCCCCAAAUAGCUUUCGUGGAAGGAAAUUUUAAUUUUGCGUUUGUGUCCGGUUCCUCGUUGUGUAUCGCAUUGUACCAGCUCAGAUAUCAGGAGUUAAAAUGACCUAGAAAAGCAUUCAAAGCAUGGACUGUGAAAUGAACUCCUUCCACCUGAUACUGAAAGAAGGUAAAUUGAAACUCCAAAAAUGAUGACCUGCUCAUUGGUCAGGUCCAGACAAAGCACAUAUAAGGCAACUAAAUAAGGACUGUGGUAUGAAGGUUUUGUCAGAUAAACUGUCCAAAAGAACUACUUACCUGGAGACUGUUACAUUAAAUUGUUGAGCUCUGCACUGUGUGACCCUCCCUGAUACCCCGGGCACUUCUGCAUAUGAAGUGCUUCAAAAGAAGGAACUGCUGUGGUUUAUUUAAGACUGAAGUGAAUUACAUUGGAUAUAAAAGAGAAAUGCAGGGUGCAGAGGGCAGUGCAGCUUGAACAGUCUUGCUACACCAAUGGAAAAAACUUAUAGUUUGCAGCAAAAUAUGACAUCUAUAUUUUUGGUCAUUGGUCGUCUCAUUGUAGUGAUGCCUCUCUUCAGUGCUGCAGAAGGGUGUGUUAUUUGUGAUUACUUUGUGCUUGUUGGGGAGCCUAUAGCUAUUACUUGCCCAAUAAUUACAUUGCCAGUGCUUCACUCUGAUUACAAUUUGACAUGGUAUAAAAAUGGUAGUGCUACACCAGUGACCACAGAGAGAGAUGCCAGGAUCCACCAGCGAGAAGGUUUACUUUGGUUUAUUCCUGCAAUGCUGGAAGAUUCUGGACUUUAUGAAUGCAAUGUAAGGAGCCUUAACGACUCUAACAAAAAAACUAUAAACGUAACAGUUUUUAAGAAUGAUAAUAGUUUGUGUUUUAAUGGAAAAAUGAAGUUUGAACAAAAAGUGAUGAGCACGAAUACUGGAAAGAUUAUAUGUCCUGAUCUAGAACAAUUUAAAGAUGAAGACAAUAAUCAGCCUGAAGUACAUUGGUAUAAGGAGUGUAAACCUGGAUUUCUUGAAGACAAGCGGCUUCUUUUGGCAGAGGGUGAAAAUGCUGUCUUGAUUCGUAAUGUGACUGUGCAAGACAGAGGAAACUACACGUGCCAUAUGGUAUACACAUAUAUGGGAAAACAAUAUAAUGUUUCAAGAACCAUAAGUCUAGAGGUCAAAGAAAAACCACUGCAGAUGCAACCAGAGUUUAUUUAUCCAAGGAACAAUACAAUUGAAGUAGAACUUGGCUCUCAUAUAGUUAUGGAAUGUAAUGUAUCAAGUGGCAUAAAUGGCUUAAUUCCAUUCUGGCAAGUUAAUGAUGAGGAUGUUGAUAUCUUUGAUAAAACCUACAGAGAACAGUUUUAUGAAGAGGGGUUGCCUCAUGGACUUGCUGUAUCUGGAACAAAAUUUAACAUUUCAAAAGUGAAAGUAAAGGACUAUGCUCAUAAAUUCUUCUGCCACUUCAUAUAUGGUUCUCAACAAUUUACAGCCUACAUCAAAUUGGAAUACCCAGCUCGAAACAUUCAGGGAUACUUAAUUGGAGGAGGAGUUUCCUUGGUAUUUUUAGUAUUUUUUACUCUCUUUAUCUACAAGAUCUUCAAAAUUGAUAUUGUGCUUUGGUAUCGGGACUCCUGCCAUCCUUUCCUGGGGAAAAAAGUUUCAGAUGACAAGAUCUAUGAUGCUUAUGUUCUGUAUCCAAAGAACAGAGAAAGCUGCUUGUAUUCAUCAGAUAUUUUUGCUCUGAAGAUACUGCCAGAGGUCUUAGAAAGACAGUGUGGAUAUAACCUCUUCAUACUUGGGAGAGAUGAUUUACCAGGAGAAGCUGUGAUCAGCGUUGCUGAUGAAAAAAUCCGCCAAAGUAGGAGAGUGAUAAUUGUUUUAGUACCAGAGCCCUCCUGUUACACCAUUCUGGAAGAUGAGUCUGAAAAGCAGCUAGCCAUGCAUAGUGCUCUUAUCCAAGAUGGCAUUAAAGUAAUUCUCAUUGAACUUGAAAAAAUACAAGAUUAUGCAACCAUGCCAGAAUCCAUCAGAUAUAUUAAGCAAAAGCAUGGGGCUAUCCGAUGGAAAGGGGACUUCUCAGAAAGGUCCCACUCAGCAAGUACCAGAUUCUGGAAGAAAGUGCGCUACCAGAUGCCGGCCAAGAAAAGUGGCUCUUUAUCAGAAUUGCAUUUGUUACCAAAAGACUUGAAUUUGCCUUAAAUAACAAAUGAGAAAUGAUACUUAAAGACUGGUUCAGUUCACACAGUUGCUGGUGGAUUGACUGAAGGUCACAUGGAUCUGUUUUGUGCAAUCUCAUCCAAAUUUACUGGAGUGAAGGUACUACAGCUUCAUCUACAGAUGUGAAUGUUUUUCUGCUUCUGGCUGGAGCAACAGAACACUUUGAAAUAUCAUCAGUAGCACAUGUAGGAAGUAUACAAUUUGAGGAAAGAUAAAUCCCCCUGUGUUAUUGCAUCAGUGUGUUAUCAUCCAGGAGAAAAGCUCCUUUAUCUUGAAACAAGCAACUUGCUUUUGUGUCCAACUCCAUCACUUUCCAAGCUCUACUUGAAGGCUCUUGCUAAUACAGCAUUAGGCAGAAUAUUUCUCUCUGGUAUCUCCACUUGUUUAUCUGAAAAAAAUCAUGUUCUGCAACCUUCAGAAUUCAUCUAUUCAUUCACAUACUCCAGUGUUGGCCUCUCUUUUUUCAUGGCUCAAGCAAUUUUCCUAUGCCUCCAUACUCAACCAAACAAAACUGUUCCGGCUGCUCACAGUAUGCAGGCCAGCCAACAGAGUUCCAGCGACCUCAAACCUCCUAAUUACUUCUGCUGACUGGAAUAGAUUGAAAGGAGAACUGCUACUUGUUACCCCUAACUUUAGGAAUGAAAGGUUAUUUUACUGAGCCAAAAUAUGUUAAAACAAACAAACAAACUUGUUCCUUUUGAUGUGUUUAUACAAAUGAUGCUGAAGUUUUCACGUGUGUUAUGUAAAGGCACUUUGAGGAAGAGUCCAUUUUAAAAUUUAAUAAAGGCACUACAUAUUUUUUUCGUACAGCACUGCUUUUAUUUUGCCCUCAUUUCUCUACUAAAGCAUGCUGAGAAUGGACAAUGGCAAGUGGCAGUUGUGACUCAGUGGUUUAAUAAGACUGCUGUAACAGAUCUUCAUUCAGGCUGCUGCCAGUCAAUCUGGCAGUGGUAUAACACUAGCACAAACCACCUCACCCUGCCUGGGCAAACAGAGGCUGUGAGCUUGGCUCUGCUCUCUCUGGUACUCUUCUUGCAGCAAGGUGAAGCUAGAGCAGCCCCAAGGCUGCUGCAUUGCUCUCUGGGACCAGCACAGUGCUCAGCAGUGCCAUUCUGAGCAGCCUUCUGCUGUGGCUCCUCAGGAGCUAGGGAAAUGCAGCUUUUGUAUUUCUUGGUUGUUUAAAUAUGCUAGGUUAUUUUCUCUGCCCUUCUUCACUUUCUAAAUUGCAUUUAAAAAGGACACCUUAAUUUUUUGUCCAUAUAAACACACAAAAAGUGAUUGAUAGUUCUCUUGGCUAGAAUGGCUCUAAAAGCGAAGGUGGCUCAGUGCAUCUGAAGAGCAUCACUGAGUAACUUUUCCACACACCUUGUCCUGAUGGACUGCUCCAGCUCUGCAGGGCUUGUAGCAGGCUUCUCAGCAUCUCGUGGGCAAAACCAGCAGUUAGCUAUGAUACACGAAGUGGGGGGGAAAAAAAAGGGUUUUCAGAGAUGUUUUAAUGUGAAAAGGAUUGCUAUUGUUACCAGCAAAAUUACUUUCUGCAGGAGUGUUACAGAUUUUGAAUUAGGUUAUUUGUAUUGUCUUAAUUAUUUGUUAUUUGUAUUGUUUUAAUAACUGUUAUUGCAUUUAGAAAUUUCAUAGGCCUAAAGACAAAGGGUUUCUUAGAUUGAGAUGGGAUCUUGUUCUAACUGGUUGUGGGUCCCUAGAGGGCAGUCCUGGGCCACCUACUCUGAGGCAGCUGACGCUUGGGAUCUCCUUGGGCUAAAGGCAACAACGACUUAAACUUUAUGGUAGGCUGGACAGUCUGUAGCAGCAGCUUCAACAUUUCUGAACAACGUGUGGCAGCUGUGCUUUUUGAUCAGCCAGUGCAUUAAGGUUUUCUGGUCAACAUGUGGCAACAACAAAUUAAACUUUUAGGAAGAGGAAGAAAGGAAGAAGGAAAGACAGGGAAAUAAGAGAAAAAAAAAAGAUCUAAGUGAGCACCCAGAGUUCCAGCACUAUCUCUGGUUGGGUUCCUGCAGAUGGUGAGUGCAGGGAUGAUGGGUUCACACGCUGUCCCUCUCUGUUUUGCUAUUUAUAAACCAAUUCUUGCCCAUGUGCAUUUUGUUAUUCUUGAACUUUUCAGAAGCAGACUGGGGGGGGUCUUAUAGCUUCAAGUCCCCUCCCCUGACA
Messenger RNA from Ficedula albicollis (Collared flycatcher), 4438 nucleotides. It is a transcript of the gene IL1R1, whose product is annotated as interleukin 1 receptor type 1. Gene Ontology annotation, molecular function: interleukin-1, type I, activating receptor activity. The coding region runs from base 542 to 2251 and encodes 569 amino acids. Lineage: Eukaryota; Metazoa; Chordata; Aves; Passeriformes; Muscicapidae. The record is from RefSeq and is a predicted model, not a curated record. The transcript has 16 exons. Gene Ontology annotation, biological process: signal transduction; regulation of inflammatory response.